GGUGGGGGGGGUCCCGGCGGGCGGCGCUGGGGUUUCCAGGCGCUGUCCCUGGUGCUGCUGCUGGGGCAGGGCGCGCUGCUGGACCUCUACCUGAUCGCCGUCACCGACCUCUACUGGUGCAGCUGGAUCGCCACCGACCUGGUGCUGGCCGCCGGCUGGGGCAUCUUCUUCUGCCGCAACAGCCGGGCACGACGCCGGGAGAGGCACCCCCACCUUCCUCCCCACCCUCCACCUCCCCUUCCCACCGGCCCGCCGCCUCCACACCCGUUGCUGCUACACGGUCCCCCCGGUGGCCGAGGGGCCGGUGGCCGCGGGGCCGGCGCUUCCCCCCGCGGAGGCGACUUCGCCUACGCGCACCUGGCUUGGCUCAUCUACUCCAUCGCCUUCACGCCCAAAGCGGCGCUGAUCCUGGGCACUUCCAUCCUGGAGCUGAUCGAGCUGCGCCUGCCCCUGGGCACCACCGGUUUCCGCAUCACCCUGGCCCUCUCCGCCCCGCUGCUCUACUGCCUGCUGCGGGCCAUCGGCGCCGAGGGCACCGGGCAGCUUCUCCUCCCGCCGCAGCCGCCUCCGCAGCACCGAGCCGCCGCCGCUUUCCUCGCCACCUGCCUCGACUUGCUCGACAGCUUCUCCUUGCUGGAGCUGGUGCUGCAACCCGGCCGGCCGGCUCCUCUGCCCGCCCCGCUUCGCUACCUCCUCAUCGCCGUUUAUUUCCUCUGCUUGGCCUCUCCGGUGCUGUGGCUUUACGAGCUCAGCGCCGCCCGCCCCCCCGGGGCCGCCCGCCUCGCCCUCCACCUCCUGCUGCCCGCCGGGCUGCUGGACGCCCCUCUCCUGGCCCUGCGCUGCCUCCUUCUCCUCCGCUACCAGCAGCCCCUCUCCCUCUUCAUGCUGAAGAACCUUUUCUUCUUGACCUGCCGCGGCCUGGAAGCGCUGGAGACCUGCUGCCUCCUCCGCCCUUCCACCUCCCCGCCGCCCGCCAAGUACGGCCCCUCCGCCGCCGCCCCCGCCGCCCCGCUGGCCCACGGGCUGUCCGACGCCGACGUGGGGCCCCACGGGUACGUCAACGCCUUGGCGGUCACCGCCCAGGGCUGAGCAUCCUCACACCCACCCGCUCAG
This is a messenger RNA of Calidris pugnax (ruff), 1113 nucleotides long. RefSeq names its product cat eye syndrome chromosome region, candidate 6 (gene TMEM121B). The transcript has a single exon. NCBI's taxonomy places the organism in Eukaryota, Metazoa, Chordata, Aves, Charadriiformes, Scolopacidae. The annotation marks the transcript as partial. The record is from RefSeq and is a predicted model, not a curated record.